AUGCCACCCAAGUAUUCGCAUGUAAAGAAGCGUCCCACCACAUCGCCGCGUAAACCAGCGAACGGUACCCAUGUCAUUUCGAAAGACAGCACACUUCCCGACGUGUAUGCGGGUCGUCAGAUAUCCAAGCCAGCGACCCCACUCGCCGAGCUCGAACGAACAAUAGCCCAAAUUCUCCUCCUGCGCUUUGAACAAGACAUUGCCCGCCUUUUCUCGACACAUCUCUACAGCGUUGCCCUGCUUCAUCUGCCUACCUUUGUAAUGCGCUGCAUAAAUAUUGGCGGUCCGGGCUGGGUUGCCUUCAAUGCCGGCAGCGACGAAGUCAAAGACUUCCUUCGUGCUGUCAUUGCUAUGGACCUGCGACAAGCGGGCGAGCGAGUCGCUACGAAGAGCGUGCUUUGGUCUUAUACUGCAUUACGCCAUUUCGCUACCUCUAACGAUGUGCCCAUCUGCCGGAAACGUGGAUUGCAUUCUGCCCGCCUCUUGCCACAUCAUCCCGCCAUGAAAUCCCACCUCGAAACACUUCAAACGAUGCCACCGCCUACCUUUUCUAAGCCGCCUCAUCUUGGACCGCUCGCGGAGGGUUACCGCGCGCUUGAAGAGGCCUGCGCGGCGAAAUAUAAGAAUGUUCCCGCCGGUAGCAGCGAGGCGGACUCCGAAUGGCUGACCAAAGUACGCGCCGGAUACGAGGGUAUCUCAAAUACUCUCUGGCAAGUUGCGAACGAGUUCGACGUUCGUGGCUAUGGAGGCGCGCUUCGUGAUAAGCUGACGUCGAAGUGGUGCGACUGUGGCUGCUCAACGGAACACCUCAGUGAGGUUUGCGAAAAGACGAUGAAGGAGAAGGAGAACAGCGUACGGUCAGGGAAGGAACGUGAAUGGGAUGGUCGGGGUAGCGGAGUCUUCGGUUGGGAAACCAAGGAGGAAGAGGACGCCUGGGAGGUUGCCUUGGACCAGAUUUGUCUCGAGGCGGAAGAAUACGCAGAACACUCUCUAGAUCCCGAUAUGACUAUUGGGGAGCUCAUGGAAUGGCGAUAUCUGAGAGCUGAGCUCGAAAAGCAGCAGGGCAAUGCUGCCUUCAAACAAGGAAAGUAUCUCAAGGCUAUUGAGCGAUACCAACUUGCGCAUCAAAUUGAGCCUGAAAUGCCACAUUAUCAGCUGAACUUGGCUGCAGCAUACUUGAAGAUUGAUGAAUGGGAAAAGGCGGAACAAGCUUGUGACAUUGCUUUGGCGAAACACGGGAGUGUUAAAGGCUACUGGCGGAGAUCCCAGGCUCGCAAAGGCCAGGGGCGAAUAGAUGACGCCGUUCAAGGUACGAGAGGCCUCUGCAACGUUGUACUGACUAUGGCUGAAAGAGCUGUAGAUCUCCGAGCUGUAUUACGCCUACAACCUUCUAAUGCAGAAGCAGUCGCCGAAUUGGCCACUUUAGCUCCGCCCAAGCAGAAGCAACGAAUCAGUCACAAACCCUCAUCGUCUUCCGCGGCAGGAUCUUCCCCCAGGCGGUCUAAACAAAGCAGGUCACCGCCUCCUCAGACUAGCCUUGAAGAAGCUCUACCUUUCACUCGAACUUAUCGAGAUGAUUUCACAUUCAAGAUAUCAAUGCUGCCAUUAGCGAUUGACGUCCCCGUCGAGCUGCCUCCUCCUUUCAUUGGCUCAAAGGAGAAGGUUAAACGUCGAGCACCUCCUUCGGCGUCGGUCCCAACACGGUUGGAGACCUUUUCAUACCCGAGCUGGGAUCGUUACGUUGUCCAAAAGAUGACAUAG
Phanerochaete carnosa HHB-10118-sp is the source of this 1761-nucleotide messenger RNA. RefSeq lists its product as uncharacterized. Gene Ontology annotation, molecular function: protein binding. The coding region runs from base 1 to 1761 and encodes 586 amino acids. NCBI's taxonomy places the organism in Eukaryota, Fungi, Basidiomycota, Agaricomycetes, Polyporales, Phanerochaetaceae. The transcript is spliced from 4 exons. The record is from RefSeq and is a predicted model, not a curated record.